Molecule: messenger RNA, 2044 nt
Organism: Lotus japonicus
Lineage: Eukaryota; Viridiplantae; Streptophyta; Magnoliopsida; Fabales; Fabaceae
Product: syntaxin-112-like
Exons: 9
Coding region: 124-1851 (575 amino acids)
Biological process (GO): coenzyme A biosynthetic process; vesicle-mediated transport
Cellular component (GO): membrane
Molecular function (GO): pantetheine-phosphate adenylyltransferase activity; dephospho-CoA kinase activity
Source: RefSeq, a predicted model, not a curated record
CGACCAACCAACCACUAGUUUAAGGACCACAAUAUAUACCCACCCCACCCCACCCCCACGCAAUCCUUGUUCUGUUCCCACUUGUCAUCAAACACCUACCACCACCUUCCACUUCACAAUAUUAUGGCGGUUAACGAUGAUCCCAUGGUGGUUCCCACCCUCUCUCCGCCCAACACCUACGAAGCUGUUGUUAACGGCGGCACCUUUGACCGAUUGCACGACGGCCACCGCCUCUUCCUCACCGCUUCAGCGCAGUUGGCCAGGCGUCGGAUUGUGAUUGGAGUUUGUGACGGCCCUAUGCUUGCAAAGAAGCAGUUUGCUGAACUGAUACAGCCCAUUGAGAAAAGGAUACAUGAAGUCGAAGCUUUCAUAAAGUCUAUCAAGCCAGAUUUGGAAGUGCAAGCUGUACCAAUCACAGAUCCGUAUGGCCCUUCCAUUGUAGAUGAAAAUUUGGAGGCUGUGAUUGUAAGCAAAGAGACAUUACCGGGUGGAUUGGCAGUAAACAGAAAAAGAGUUGAAAAAGGUCUUUCACAGUUGAAGAUUGAAGUUGUAGAUUUGGUCUCUGGAGAAUCAGGUGGAACUAAGCUGAGUUCAUCAAUGUUGCGAAAACUUGAGGCUGAAAAGGCCCAAAAACCAAGCACGAUAUCACAACGGUUACUUGCAGCGGAGAACACCGCUUUUCACUUCUCUUCAUUCCUCGUAUCUCAUUCAAUCCAACGGAUACUUCUCCACACAUAUUUCAAAUUCAAAACCGAUUUUCCAAAUUUCAAAACUGCACUUCAUUCAUUCUCAUCAUCAUCUUUUCACUGCAACAGAGAAGGAUCAUCAUUAGCGAGUAGCCACCAAGUUAAUCUCAUCAAAGAUUACCUGCACCAUUGCUUUUCCAUUCAGAAAUUCACUGAUUUCUUGAAUCUUUUUCAAAAGGGUGGGGUAUUGCGAAAUUCUGCAAAGAUGAAUGAUUUGAUGACGAGUUCGUUCCUAAGUUAUGUUGAACUGAAGAAGCAGGCACAGAAGGAUCUUGAAGAUGUUGAUCUUGACAUUGAAGCAGGGAAUCUCAACCCCACAGAGGAUCCAAACCUCUCUCAAUUCUUCCGAGAAGUUGAAGCAAUCAAGGUUGAAAUGGAAGAGAUUACCAAUCUCUUAUCUGAUCUGCAGCAACUUAAUGAAGAGACAAAGUCCACUCACAGUGCCAAGGUUCUUCGAGGGCUAAGAGACAGAAUGGAUUCUGACAUGGUUGCUGUUCUUCGCAAGGCAAAGAUCAUCAAGGCAAGGCUUGAAGUUCUUGAUCAAUCCAACAUAGCCAACCGGAGCAUAUCAGAAUCCUACAAAGAGGGAACUCCAAUUGAUAGAACUAGAGUGUCUGUCACCAAUGGUUUGAGGGUCAAGCUUAGGGACAUGAUGAAUGAUUUUCAGUCCUUGAGGGACAAGAUUGUGGCAGAUCAUAAGGAAGAUUUGAAGAGAAGGUACUAUACUGCAACUGGGGAGGUUCCAAGUGAUGAGGCCAUGGAGAAGAUGAUUUCUGGGAGUCUCAAAGUUGAGUUUUUGGCUGGGAAAACGGAUGCUGAUAUGGGUACUCAGGUUCGGCAUGAGGCGGUGAUGGAUAUCCAGAGGAGUUUGAACAAGCUUCAUCAGGUUUUUCUUGAUAUGGCAAUUCUGGUUGAGACUCAAGGAGAAAAGAUGGAUACCAUUGAGGAUAAUGUGGUCAAUGCUGGUAGCUACAUCCAUGGUGGGACUAAUAAUCUAUACUAUGCCAGCCAGAUGAAGAAGAAGAACAGGAAAUGGAUCUAUUGGGUUGUUGCUGUGGUGCUGAUUGUUCUGCUGGUGUGCAUCAUUGCAAUGAUGUCUUCUUGAUCAGAGCAAAAUUUUGAGGGAGGGGUUUAGUUUAGAGUUUUUAGACUGUAAAAACUGCUUUCCUUUCCUCUUUUAAGCUUCUGUGGUUCUAGGAUUGUUGGGAAAUGUUUUGUUAAUUGAUUCAAGUAUGUUCAGGAUAACUAAAAUUUGCUGAAUACCAUUGAUAUAUAAAGAUGCAGAUAUUUUUUGUUCU